UAAUUAAGACAAGGAAUCUAUAACUAAACUCAUAUCUGCAGCAGGUGGUAUAUAUAUAUAAGUACUGGCCAGCCCUAACCGCAUAAGAAGCAAAGUCAUAAGUGGUAUCUAUAUAUUCAAGUUUAUUAAUUCUUAGAAGAAGUACAGUCACAAUUAAGACAAUGUUCUGGACAUUUGAACUCCACUCCCAAUUCAUGGAUGCCGUCAUUGAACUAGGUGGCAUUAAGGAUGCUGUGUCAAGUCAAAUUUUAGAGCUCAUGGAUGUGCCGGGAUUAACAUGGAAAAACGUUAAUAGCCAUUUGCAGAAAAUUCGAAUCCUCCAAGUUCGAGGACCAGAAAGGAUGAACAAAAAUGCCAUAUUUCAUCAACAGUACCUGCUAACCACCACAGGAGGGGCCAGGAUAUUCCAGGAUUGGAGCCGGUUCUUGAGUGCGUGUAGUAGUUUUAGGAAUGAUGAUGAUAUUAUGAAUGAUAUUUAUGGCAGUCUUAGUCCACUCUGGGACUUACCGAUGCUUGAGGAUGAUUAAUACUUUUUCUAAUCUUUGUUGUAAU
Ipomoea nil (Japanese morning glory) is the source of this 552-nucleotide messenger RNA. RefSeq names its product transcription factor LUX-like. NCBI's taxonomy places the organism in Eukaryota, Viridiplantae, Streptophyta, Magnoliopsida, Solanales, Convolvulaceae. Gene Ontology annotation, molecular function: DNA binding; DNA-binding transcription factor activity. The transcript has 3 exons. Bases 162 to 527 code for a protein of 121 amino acids. Gene Ontology annotation, biological process: regulation of DNA-templated transcription. The record is from RefSeq and is a predicted model, not a curated record.